Messenger RNA from Lactuca virosa, 2359 nucleotides. The record is from the annotation of a GenBank genome assembly. Lineage: Eukaryota; Viridiplantae; Streptophyta; Magnoliopsida; Asterales; Asteraceae.
CACGCCAUAAAAGCCAUCUAUCUCUCUCUCUCUCUCUCUCUCUCUCUAACAUUGUGUAAGCAAUUCUAAAACAAAAUCACACGAACCAGACCACCAUUACAUAGAUCUCUUCGCUCUUUCAUACGUUUCGCACUUCCCCAUUCUUAUAUUCUUUGUCGCCUAUAUUUACUCCCACACUCCUGGAUUCGUUUCUAUAUAUCUUUCUCCAUCAGAUACAGACACACCAAGUGCAAAGUCCUUUUCUCAAUUAAUCAAUAAAAGUAUUGGGGCAAAUAUCAGCUGCGAUAUCACUAGUUAUUGUUGUUGGAUGCUCUCUUUUUCUCACCAGUUCAUGGUAUGUUCUACUUCAAUGUUUUUCCCCUUAUUUACUCAAUCAGUUUGUUCUAGAUCUUUCAAUUAGUUUCGUUAUUAGGAGUCUUUUUGAUACUUAUCUCAAUCACCCAUGUUAUAUGAUAUCAAUUUGAAAUUGGGUUUCUGCUGUUUUAUACAUAUUGAUUGGUUUUGAUGAUAUUCGUCUUUAAAGCCUUCGUGUUAGAUGCGUCCUGGGUGCAAGAAGGCUCUUAAAGGACUUUAUGAGCCAUAAAACAACAUACCCACAACCAAAAUCUCAUAGUUUUGUGUUAUUAAGAUACAAUCUUUGAUUAUUAUUAUUAUUAUUACCAAUGGAGGAAGGAAAAGAUCCUCCUACAACAGUUAUAAGUAGGUCAAACCAAUCUAGGGCUUUACCACAAAGACUUAUUCAAUUACUUGCCUUGUUUCUACUUUUAUGUUUUGCCAUAUCAUUAUUUAGUAUAUAUAUGAUCCGUAAAACCGGAGUAGUAACAACAGUGACAUCAGCAAUCCCCAUGUUGCAACCAUGUAUACAAGCACAACCACAGAACAAUCUUGACCAUUGGAUCACACCUCCUUCGAAUCUUGUCCACACAAUGAGUGAUAAAGAGCUAUUUUGGAGAGCUUCUUUUGUUCCACAGUUAAAAAAGUAUCCAUUUGCAAGAGUCCCAAAGAUUGCCUUUAUGUUCUUGACUAAAGGCCCAUUACCAUUGGCUCCUUUGUGGGAGAGGUUCUUUAAGGGGCACAACAGUCUUUAUUCUAUUUACAUUCAUUCACUUCCAUCAUUUCAAGCUCGUUUUCCAUCAACAUCUGUUUUUUAUCAGAGACAGAUACCAAGUCAGAUAGCCGAAUGGGGUAGAAUGAGCAUGUGUGAUGCAGAAAGGAGACUCCUAGCCAACGCCCUUCUGGACAUCUCAAACGAAUACUUCAUUCUUGUAUCGGAAUCAUGCAUUCCACUCUACAACUUCACCAUAACAUAUCGUUACAUAACACGAUCCAAAUACAGUUUCAUGGGGGCCUUUGAUGACCCGGGCCCAUUCGGGCGGGGCCGCUACAACCCCAACAUGCUGCCCGAAGUCAACAUUUCCCAAUGGAGAAAAGGCUCUCAAUGGCCGGCUUGUUAUGUUGAUGAGCAUUAUUUUCCAACUUUGUUAACAAUCCAGGCACCGAAACUGCUUGCAAACAGGAGUUUGACUUGGGUUGACUGGUCCAGGGGUGGGCCCCACCCUGCAACAUUUGGGGCGAUGGAUAUUACGGAGGAAUUUAUGAAGAAACUUCAUGAAGGUCGGGAAUGUGUUUAUAAUGAUAAGCCGUCUUUGAUGUGUUAUAUGUUUGCAAGGAAAUUUGCUCCAACAACGUCUCCGGAUUUCUCCUCUGCUCUGCAAUUGCUCACACCAGCUGUCGCUCACGUCUUCACCAUCGUCUCCGAUCUCUGCUGCCACUGGCUCAUAAUGGAUAACGAUAAAAAAAUACUUCUCAAUAUUAUCAGAAGCAUUAGCGAAUCCACAUACACAAUUCCCGUUUCCACCACCAGAUAAAUAUUAUCUUUGUGAUACCGCGUAUUCACACACUCGAGGAUUUAUGGCUCCGUAUCGUAAUGUGAGGUAUUGGCUUUGAGAUUUUCCUCAGAGACAUCCAUUGACCAAUAAAGAAAAAUUUAAUCAUUCACAUGCAAAACUUCGAAAUGUCAUUGAACGUGCUUUUGGCGUCUUGAAAACACGAUUCCCUAUAUUGAAGAAGAUGGCACCAUUUCCUUUGGUUACACAAAGAAACAUUAUCAUUGUAUGUUUCGCGCUACAUAAUUUUAUACGGAAAGAGGGGUUGAGCGAUGAGUUCUUUACUUAAUAUGAGCAACCCAAUGUGUUGUUUCAAAAUAGUCAUGCACGCGUUGAUGUUGAUGAUGGGGUUCAAGGACAUAAUACUGCAGCAGACCGAGAUUACAUGACUCGUUUACGAGAUGAAAUUGCUGAACAGUUAAUGCAAAAUAUGGAAUGAAUGAUUUAAAAAAAAAUGUUAUUGUGGUUGUAUG